AAUUGUCAUGACUUAGAAGGUUUAAUUUCCCCAUUGUUUUUUCCCACAUGGUGGUAUUUUGGCUAUUUGCCACCUUCCACACUUUCCUUUCUUUUUCCUCCCCUCACUAUACUUGAGCCAUAUAAAUACCUCAUGUGUACUCUUUAUCCCAACUCCCAAACUCUUGUUCCUUUUCUUCUUUAUCUUGUUUAAAAUUUGAUCACACAAUGAUGUUAGAGUCUUGGAAUCCUCCUCUCCUACAUGACUUGUCAAAGCUUUUGAGUGGCGGAGAUGAUGAUAGGAGCGCUGAAAAAGCACUAAUGGAAGCGUUGGAACUUCCUCUGAUAGACUUAAAUGGUCUGAAAAGUGAAGAUGAGAGAGAAAAGACCAGAUGCGAAGACGCGAUAGCCAAGGCUUCUUCAGAGUGGGGGUUUUUCCAAGUUGUGAAUCAUGGUGUGAGCCUUGAAUUACUUGGAAAAAUGAGGAGAGAACAAAUGAAAUUGUUUAAAGCACCAUUUGAGAUAAAAGCUACUUGUGGAUUAUUAAAUAAUUCAUAUAGAUGGGGAAAUUCAACAGCUACUUGUCCUAAACAAUUUUCUUGGUCAGAAGCUUUUCAUAUACCGUUGACAAAAAUUUCAGAAGCUACUUGUUAUGGAGAGUUCACAACUUUAAGGGAAGUGAUGAUGGAAUAUGCAACUUCAAUGCAAGACCUAGCCAAAUCACUUGCUGGAGUUCUUGUGAGAAAAUUAGGUCACAAAGAUAGUGAAAUAAGAGAAAACUGCAAUGAGAGUACAUGUUUUCUUAGACUAAAUCACUAUCCAGCAUGUGAAAUAUCACAAGAAAUAUUUGGAUUAGUGCCACAUACAGAUAGUGAUUUCUUAACAAUACUUGAUCAAGAUGAAGUUGGUGGACUUCAAUUAAUGAAAGACUUCAAAUGGGUUGCUGUUAAGCCUAAUCAUAAUGCACUUAUUGUCAACAUUGGAGAUCUUUUUCAGGCUUGGAGUAAUGAUGUUUAUAAAAGUGUGGAACACAAAGUGAUGGCUAAUGGAAAGAAAGAAAGGUUCUCAAUAGCUUAUUUUCUUUGUCCUUCUUAUGAUUCUUUAAUUGGAAGCUGCAAAGAACCCUCUGUCUAUAAGAAAUUCACUUUUGGAGAAUAUAGAUAUCAGAUUCAACAAGAUGUCAAAUUGAUUGGCCACAAAGUAGGUCUUUCAAGAUUUCUUCUAUAGUAUUUGCCACAUAUAACAAUCAAAAGAAAUCACUAUCAGAAAAUCGCUAAUUUUCAACAGAAUCUGGCAAAAUUUGAUUCAUUGAUAAAGGAUGGUGAUGAGCCAAAUCUCAAUGGAUUCCAUCGAAAAUUAGUGGUUUUCUGAUGAUGAGUUCUCUCGUGAAAUAUGAAUUUCAAGGUACUCACUAGGCCUUAUCUCGGAAGAAACCUCAGACAUUGAGGGAGUUGAUACAAGAAAAGACGUUCUAUUUUAUGAGUAUAUAUAUAUAUAUAUAUAU
This is a messenger RNA of Capsicum annuum, 1482 nucleotides long. RefSeq names its product gibberellin 2-beta-dioxygenase 6. The transcript is spliced from 3 exons. The record is from RefSeq and is a predicted model, not a curated record. Gene Ontology annotation, molecular function: dioxygenase activity. Bases 207 to 1205 code for a protein of 332 amino acids. Lineage: Eukaryota; Viridiplantae; Streptophyta; Magnoliopsida; Solanales; Solanaceae.